AUGAAGGUUACAAAAGUGCUGGUAACGCUGGCUGUUUUAGUGGCCCUAAAUUUACUCACACCCUGCACAUGUAAGAAUUUAUUUCUGGAAAAAGUGAAAGCAAAACUAGACGCAUUCGAUAAAAAUAUGAAGAAAAAGGAUUUCAAAAAGAAGGUGCUCAUCUCAUCAGCCAUUUUAGGGGCAGCCAUUUUGGCAAAUGUACUAGCUGGAAUAGGAUACUACAGUUAUAAGAAAAAGGAACAGCGUCAUCAUGAAAUGAAUGAUCAUUCCGAGGAUUGUAAAAUGCACGCAGCUGCAAAUAAACAUGCCAAGCUCACUAAAGAAAUUAUGGAAAAAGUAAAUCGAAUGUCAGAAAAAAAUAUGGCCAAAAGUUUCAAGUCAGGAAAACCAGAUUACCCAAAGCUAAAGGACAUUAUGCUCAGCAUGGAAAAUGAAGUCAAAAAGAGAAACGCAAAUUUCGACAAGUAUCAUAUUUCAGACAUGUCCUACGAUGUUUUCAGAAACCUUUAUCAUAUAUCUGAGCUGUGGAAAAAGAACCCAAGCUUAAUUCCGAACAGUAAAUAA
Plasmodium vivax (malaria parasite P. vivax) is the source of this 564-nucleotide messenger RNA. Its product is annotated as early transcribed membrane protein (ETRAMP). The record is from RefSeq and is a predicted model, not a curated record. The transcript has a single exon. NCBI's taxonomy places the organism in Eukaryota, Apicomplexa, Aconoidasida, Haemosporida, Plasmodiidae. The coding region runs from base 1 to 564 and encodes 187 amino acids.